Molecule: messenger RNA, 2122 nt
Organism: Cyprinodon tularosa
Lineage: Eukaryota; Metazoa; Chordata; Actinopteri; Cyprinodontiformes; Cyprinodontidae
Gene: slmapb
Product: sarcolemma associated protein b
Exons: 10
Coding region: 275-1495 (406 amino acids)
Source: RefSeq, a predicted model, not a curated record
UUUUACUGAAAUUGAGCGCAGGGUGUUUAUCACACUGUAAGUUUUUAUUUUAAUCCACCUAGUUCAAAUUCAUUAUGAGUGUGAGUCCAGAUACAGCAGAGAGGUUCUGUUUACUGUUCGUCAUCACAUCAUUGUCAACCCCUUUCCCUGCUUGGACUGCUCCAGUGUGCGUCUGAAAAAAUCUGAUAGUUGGGGAAGAGUUCUUCAUGUCAGGGACUGCUUAGCCUCAGCACACAGAGCACUGCAGCUCCUGGAUCACCUAAGCAGAUAUCAAAUGGAUCAGAAAGAGCUGAGUGAUCCGCUCAACAACGUUUCUUUGAUCAAAGAUGAUCUGACCAAGUCCAACAUGGGUUCUUCUGGUGAAUCUGAGAAAUUGAUUCAGCGCCUGAAUGAUGAACUUCGAGAGGCUCGGGAGCUAGCUAAUACAGAGAAGCAGAAAUACAUCGAGCUACAAGGUGUUCUGGAAGAAGAGAGGAGAGAGCAUAAGCAACAGGCUGACCAAUCUUCAAAACAAAAUAAACUUCUUCAAGGCCAGCUCCAGCAGCUUCAAGAUGAGGUGGAUAUUCUCAGGGAGCAGAUGAAUGUCUCCUCUGGUUCACGUGAGGACCUACAAAGAGCAGAAGAUGAGGUGAAGUCUCUGAAACGGGCCCUGGAGUCUGCUUCUGCAGAACGGGACCGUGACGUUGCAGCAGUCCAGUCUAACCUGGCUACUGCUUCCAAGGACCUGGACAAGUGGCGCCAGACUGCCAGCAAAUACGAGCGGGAGAUGGAGGGCCUGCGACGUGAUCUGGAGCAGCAGAGCAAGCAGUGGCAGAAGACGGCCGAAAUACAAGCCAGUGAGCUCCAGUCUAUGCAGGUAGAGUGUAACGGUCUCCAGAAAGAGUGCUCCAUCCUGCGAUCCGACAAACAGGACAUGGUGAAUAAGCAUCAGAAAGAAAAAAACAGCUUGCAAAGCGAAUGUGCUUCACUCAGGGCAGAGAGGGAGGAACUCCUCAAGGCUCACCAGAAAGAAAGGGCCAGUGUGCAGAGUCAAUGUGCAGCACUGCACAGUGAAAAAGAGGCAUUGCUGCAGAAACAGCUGCAGCUGGAGCAGGAUCUUGUCAGUUUGCGUGGUCAGAACACUGACCUGAACAGCAAACUUAAACUCCUGGAGGAAUCCCAACAGGAGCUGCAAAAGAGUCUUGUGGCCCUAAAACUUCAGCACCAACAGGAUAACAGCAAUCUGCAAACCCAGCUGGAUGAGGCAGAAAGCCACUGUAAGACUCUGCAGAAAGAGUAUGAGGAAGCCCAAAUGGAGCUGUCUGGAUUAAAGGAGAGAUAUGAGAAGACUGAGCAGGAGAAACAGGUGCUUACAGAUCAACUGGAGGAAUUCAAAGCCAACAUGAAGGAUUUAGAGGAGAGAGGGUCAAAGACACCCCUUUUGCUGCCUGUUCAAGCCAUAGUCAUCGGCCUUAUCCUGGCUUUGCUGUUUUGGUGCUUCAGCGCAAUGUGGUAGUAAGAAGCCGUGGAUGCUCUGGGGGCCUGCGGUUGCCGUGGCUCUUACAGCUGUGACUGCCGCACUGCUCUUCAGAACCUGAGGGCAGACUUAUUAAAGCAAGCACACACAGAAGUUUAUCCUUGAUUUGUGCAGAACCAGCCCCCUAUACAUAUCUGUUAUAGUAAUCAGAUGGGCUCAUAUUUGUUUAUUUCAUAAGAUGCUCUAUUUGAGUUGGCAGAGAUGUUUCUAAAAGAAUGUGAGUUUGUAUGUCUGUUAUUUGAUGGGAGUUUAGUUGGCCUAUGUAAAGUAUCCUGACCCAUAGGAUUAUCUGUUAAUGAAUGUAAAAACUUAAACACAUUUAUCUAAUUCUAUUUAGGUAUAUUUAAUUAUAUUUAAGGUGUAUCACUUGGAGUUUCUCUGCUCAAGGCACAUUUUGGUAAGUGUUAGAAUAAUAAAGUGGUCACAAUAACAGUCCCUAAUAGAGUGCAUACUGACUAAAACAGAUUGAAGUGUAUGUUUGUUGAGGGUGUGGAGGGAUAACUUUGUGUUUGCAUAACUGGAGGCACAGUUUUUGUGAACCUUAUUGGUUUCAUUUCCUUUUGUUUUCUCAUAAGGGCAUCAAUAAACACAAAUGCAGCAACUUAA